Capsicum annuum is the source of this 2079-nucleotide messenger RNA. RefSeq lists its product as uncharacterized. Gene Ontology annotation, cellular component: nucleus. The coding region runs from base 160 to 1515 and encodes 451 amino acids. Gene Ontology annotation, biological process: regulation of DNA-templated transcription. The record is from RefSeq and is a predicted model, not a curated record. Lineage: Eukaryota; Viridiplantae; Streptophyta; Magnoliopsida; Solanales; Solanaceae. The transcript has 8 exons.
UUUAUUUUUUUUUAAGUCGUAGGACAUAUUUUAGUUUCGGAUUCGACUCUGAAUAGCUCCUCGAAAUCUUCAAAUCCCUAAAUUUUCAAAUAUCGAAAUCCCAAAUUGAUCGAUUUUUAGAAACCCUAAUUUGAAAAUCAAUCAUUCAUCAUAAUAGCAAUGGCAUCUCAGAAGAAAGAAUCAGAGGGAAUUGCUUUACUGUCGAUCUACGGCGACGACGAAGAAGAAGAUGACGAAAUGGAACUACACCAACAAGAAGAAGAAGAAGAAGAAGAUGAAAGGCAACAAGAACACAACAUACCUGAGUCCCAAAACGUCGCCGUUUCAAUGGACACCGACCUCCAAGAUGAUGAGAACAACAACCGAAUUAUCGGGUCUGAUUCGGGUCGGAGUUCAACUCCUUCACCACAAAUUCAACAAUUGACGCCUAAUAAGGUUUCGAAUUUCGGUGUUGGGUCUACUACUAAUACGCCGUUAAUGUCUGUUUCUUCUCCAAAUCCUCAGCCAGUUGAGUUGAAUAUGAAUAUGAAUGUGAAUGUGAAUGUGAAUGUGAAUGUGAAUGUGAGUAGACGAGCUAGGGUUACUAUUGUUGAUUAUGCUCAUGAUGAAGUUAACAUGUCUCCCGAGCCUGAGGAAGGAGAAGUAAUGGCCAGUGGAAGAGUUAUGUACGGAGAGGAACUUCAAACUUUUAGCGUUGAAUCUAUUGAAAAGGCUUCACCAGCUCUUCAGGUUAGAAUACCUAGCACUGAAACCUCUCCUCAGUCAGCUGAACCAACUGAUCGAAUCGAUGAUACGAUGGAUUUUGCUGUUAAUGAAGGACAUGGAGUAGCUGAAGAAUCUGUUAUGGUUCCUGCUGAAGAACAAAAAGAAGUAGAUCUGUUGGAGAAAUUUCUUCCUCCUCCACCAAAGGAAAAGUGUUCAGUUGAAUUGCAAGACAAGUUCAAGAAAUUUCUUGAUUUAAAGAAGACUGGUAGAAGCUUUAACGCAGAAGUACGCAACAAAAAGGCGUAUCGGAAUCCAGACUUCUUGCUGCAUGCAGUGACUUAUCACGAUAUUGACCAGAUAGGAUCUUGCUUCAGUAAAGACGUAUUUGAUCCGCAUGGAUAUGACAAAAGUGACUUCUAUGAUGAAAUAGAGGCUGACAUGAGGCGUGAAAUGGAGAGAAGGGAGCAAGAGCGUAAGAGGAGUCCAAAAGUUGACUUCAUAUCGGGAGGAACACAAUCUGCAGUUCCUACACCAAAAAUCAAUCUGCCGAUUCCAGGGAUGGCUCCUGCUGCUGCUGGUGCAUUACCACCCACUGCAGAUGUUGUAACUCGGGAUGGUAGACAGAACAAAAAGUCUAAGUGGGACAAGGUGGAUGGUGAUCGGAGAGACCUUGUUUCUGCUGUUGGUGCCCAUGCAGCACUUCUAUCAGCUGCUAAUGCUGGUGCUGGUUACACUGCAUUUGCGCAACAAAGACGCCGGGAGGCUGAAGAGAAGCGACCUACUGACAAGAAAUUAGAUAGAAGAUCUUGACAAUCUAAUUUGACAUGGUGACUCCUGAAACUAUUGCAGCCAUAGCACUCGAGCAUACAUAUGGAAGUGUAAUGCCUCUACAAGAUAUUCUGGGCUCAUGAUCAUGAUCAUCUUUGCUGUGUAUAGACGAGCUUUAGAACUUUCUUCGUCUGUCUUACCUUUUCCAACACAUCCAGUCCUGUACAAGUGUUGGCAAGGAAAAAGCGCCAUCUUCCAUAGAGCAAUGAGGCCUCAUUUACAAAUGCAGUUUACUGGCAACAUGGAAGAUUCCUAUCUAUUGUAAAUUGUAUACCUUGAUGUACCCAAUUUUUAUUUGCAGUGAAGUCAAUUACGAAGUUGUGAGUGUAACCAUGAGAGUCAGUGGAAGAAUUUUCAAUAUGAAAACUUGGGGAAAGUAACUUGUGUUAGUCUUCUUUUUGCUCUGUGCGCAAUAGAUGCAAAGUCUUUUCUUUUUAGCUGUACUCUUUUGACAGAUUCCUGGAAGAGGUGAACAUUUUCAAUGUACUUUCUUUGAAAAGUUGGAUACUUUGAUUUCUUUAUCCAGUCAAAUUUCAUUAUUGAGUA